Papilio polytes (common Mormon) is the source of this 1852-nucleotide messenger RNA. It is a transcript of the gene ced-6, whose product is annotated as PTB domain-containing adapter protein ced-6. The transcript has 12 exons. Lineage: Eukaryota; Metazoa; Arthropoda; Insecta; Lepidoptera; Papilionidae. Bases 271 to 1830 code for a protein of 519 amino acids. The record is from RefSeq and is a predicted model, not a curated record.
GCGUCCGCCAGUUGCAAUCGGGGGGCCGGCGUGAGCGCAUGUACGGUACACCGCAGUUCAACUUUUACACGUUAAAAUAAAAUCAGCACAAAAAGUUGUACCUGACAAACAUAUGACAGCCCCCAUCGUCGUACAAGCGAAUAAACUGUACACCGAGUGAACGAGUUGCUCUUUUGUUUUGUGAUAUAAAAACCGAAGUUUGUUUUUUCGUAAAAAAAAGUGCCUCUUAGACGUUGGUUGUUUAGUGAAAUCGAGUGUUGAUCGUUCAGAAUGUCCACCCUGCUGUUCUGGCAGGGCCGCGGCAAGGCCAACGGGGCGCCUAAUGGCCGCAACUGGAUACACGCCCCUGACGCCCUGGUCAAGGGACAUGUUGCAUAUCUUGUUAAGUUCCUAGGCUGCACUCAAGUGGACCAGCCCAAAGGCAUAGAAGUAGUUAAGGACGCUAUAAAGAAGUUGCAAUUUACGCAACAACUUAAGAAGUCAGAGACAAAAGAUGCUGCUAAAUGCAAAAAGGUUGAGAUCACGAUAUCCGUCGAUGGUGUUGCUAUACAGGAGCCAAGAUCGAACAACAUUUUAUACCAAUUCCCGCUGCAUCGGAUAUCCUAUUGCGCGGACGAUAAAGGCGCCAAAAAGUAUUUCUCCUUCAUCGCGAAAGGUGGCAGCACUGUCAACGGUGUGAACGGCCAUGACAGCGGCAAUGUUGAGAAACACGAAUGCUUCGUGUUUGUGUCAACAAAACUAGCUUCAGAGAUCACACUUACUAUCGGACAAGCUUUCGAUUUAGCAUACAGGCGGUUCCUAAACGACAACGGGAAGUACAUUGAGAUGCAAAAACUGACGCUGCAGAAUAGAAAGCUGGAACUACAGAUGAACAUUUACAAGAAUAGGUUACAAGAGUUAUCAAAGAUAACGUAUAAAGACGAUCUCUCAGCAUACCUAGCACGCAACAGCCUCUCAGAUAUCACGGAGUUCAAAGCUCCGCAAGAGCUGGACAAACAGAUCGCCUCUCUCACUCUCGCGAAUGGAUUCAGUGCGAUGAAUGGAAACAAAACUCCUGAUAAUGGUGGGGAUGCACUGUCCAACAAUUCAACGGACACGUUCAACUCCAGCGAUAACAAUUUGUUGUUGGCGACGCCGCCGCCCGCGCACAACGGCAAGCCCAGCCUCGCUACUGGUAAACUCCUUGGUGAUCUGUCAAGCAAAAACCCCGUAGUAGGCACGAAGCUGGAAGGACUUCUUCUCAACUCUGAUUCCGAUAGCGAUUUCGAUCCUCGCGCGUUCGAGUCUGAGCCCGCGUCUCGUUUCGCGCCCUCUGAAGCCCCGCCCACUGCCGCGCCGCCAUUGUUGGCGCCACCACCUAAAGCAUCGAAGCGCCAAUCGCCUCAACAAGUCGCUUCACCCAUAAACGGACAACAACAAAUGUCACCAAUAAACGGCAGCGAUUUAUUCGGUUCCACGCCAUUUUCUAUCCCGAAUCAAACAGUCGCAACAUCUCCGUUCACAGUACAAAAUACUAACAAGCCUAAUUACGAUAUAAGCGACUUUAAUUUACAAACAUCGGUGUUUAACUCCAAUACGUUCACGAAUGGAUUAACCGGAUACGAUCCGUUCGACACGCAGAAGACCGGUAAUAUCUUCGGUAAUGGUUUCGGUAAUACUUUCAACGGAUUCGGGAAUUUAAGCGAAAAACAAACUGUGGAACUUGAUAGCAGCUUCAACGGAUUCUUAGACAAGACUAUUUCAGAGAUGAAGGAUGGAUUCAGCCGAGGGAUCAGUUUUGGAAACGAAGAUUUUUCAAUAGACAACUUGGAUCCCCUGAAGAAGAAUUAAGAAAAGAUCAUCCAUAAAAAAA